UUUAAUCUCAUGAUUGGUACUUGACAAAUUCAAAGUCUCCCCCGAUUGGCUCAAUUUUAAUGUGUUUCUCGCCAACCAAGAGGAACUGGAAAGGCAGUAGCUGGAUCAGAAUGCCGAUUGGAAGGAGUGCUAAAAUGGUACAGUAUGUGGAUUACAGGAUGCGAUGUGUGCUCCAAGAUGGCCGUGUUUUCAUUGGCUUUCUCAAAGCUUUUGACCGACACAUGAACCUCAUUCUCUGUGACUGUGAUGAAUUCAGAAGGUUAAAGUCGAAAAACUCCAAGCAAGGUGAAAGAGAAGAAAAACGGGCCCUUGGCCUUGUGUUGCUUCGAGGGGAAUCACUUGUGACGAUGACUGUGGAAGGGCCUCCAGUCAGAGAUGUAAGUAACAGUUCACACAUAUU
Molecule: messenger RNA, 400 nt
Organism: Rhincodon typus (whale shark)
Lineage: Eukaryota; Metazoa; Chordata; Chondrichthyes; Orectolobiformes; Rhincodontidae
Product: small nuclear ribonucleoprotein-associated protein B-like
Exons: 3
Biological process (GO): mRNA splicing, via spliceosome
Cellular component (GO): U5 snRNP; U4/U6 x U5 tri-snRNP complex; U2 snRNP
Molecular function (GO): RNA binding
Source: RefSeq, a predicted model, not a curated record